AUGCAACCAGUGAAAGAAUCAGAGCGAGAAAAGCAUUCAAGUGGAUCAAAUAAUAAUAAUGGUAUCAAUAAUACCCACAAUAAUUAUUGGACAAAAAGUCAGAAAAAAUUAAUUGAUAAAUAUCAGAAUCAAAUGAAUUAUAGACUUAUUCCAUUAAUCCCAACACCCGAACAGUCAACUGUUAAGAUGCCAUUGAUAACUUGUCCAGAUGUAUUAUCAGAUAUAGAAGCCAGAGUAAGCAUACCAUUUUUAGAUAUAAAGCCAAAACCAUCAACUUUGAGAUCAUAUCCUGAGAAUCCAUGGUCAAUAACUUCAAAUUGGAAAUUAAAAUCUGCCUCAGAAAAGUAUAGAAUGCCUGUUAAAGUGUUUCCAUUUAUGUUUUUUAAAGAGAGAUCAAACCCUUUAAAUUUAAACAAUCUUCAUGAUCAUUUCUAUAGUUCAUUUUUUUAUUUUAGACCAGCUAUAAACAAAUCAAUUAAAUCAGACUCAGAUUUAAGACAAUAUUUGAUUGAUUCUUUGACAAAUAUCCUACUUGAUUAUUAUGUGAAAAAGGACGCAUUGGAAACUUCAAAUAAAACCCCAAAUAUACCAGCCGUUAAUGCUGAUCAUGACCCAGAUCAUCAUAGUUAUUAUAAAUUCAGAGAAAGUGAAGAACCUAUACUCUCCCAUAAAAGAUUUUUGAAAGAUUAUCAGCAAAAAGUGAAAUUAUGUUUAGCAUAUAGACCCAAUAGUCAACCAUUGGUGCCUUUGUUGGAAAAUUUGAUCAACGUAUUAACAUUUGGUGGAGAGUUAAAAGAAGUUGAUGGAUUUAUUAAUUUUUUUGAAAGUGAAACUCAUACAGCCAUAUCUAUAACGAGAAAACAAAUCACAGAUGAAAAGGAUAAUAUAGAUAACAUGAAUUUAAAGCAUUCAAAAUUUCUCAAUGAAAAAAUUCUUUAUUUGUCUAAUAGUACAAUCAAAUUUGGUGUUGAACACAUUUAUUCAAAAGCACAUAUCAAUUUCAUUCCUGGUAUAUCAACUUAUGAUUUAGUUGAUCCUCCACCACCGUCUUAUCAAGAAUCAUUGCAUUUCGAUGAACAAAAUUUUUUAAAUGAUGAUAAUAUUGAAGACACUGACGCAUAUUAUAACGUUAAAAAUACGUGA
Molecule: messenger RNA, 1143 nt
Organism: Hansenula ciferrii
Lineage: Eukaryota; Fungi; Ascomycota; Saccharomycetes; Phaffomycetales; Wickerhamomycetaceae
Exons: 1
Coding region: 1-1143 (380 amino acids)
Source: RefSeq, a predicted model, not a curated record